Lytechinus variegatus (green sea urchin) is the source of this 549-nucleotide messenger RNA. Its product is annotated as neuropilin-1-like. Lineage: Eukaryota; Metazoa; Echinodermata; Echinoidea; Temnopleuroida; Toxopneustidae. The transcript is spliced from 4 exons. The record is from RefSeq and is a predicted model, not a curated record. The coding region runs from base 1 to 549 and encodes 182 amino acids.
AUGGUUGCAGAGAAACUAAUCCGACAUUGUUUUGAUAUGGCAGAGGAACUGAAACGAUUAAUAAUCUGGGAGCAGCCUUCUACAAAUGAUCUUCUCACAAUGAUUAACCGAGUGCGAAGGGUCAGGUUAAAAUCAUAUUUCCUAUAUCUAUUUUGCACCUGGAUCACCUACAUUGUGACGUCGACUACUGCAACCAUGGAAACGGUCACUAAUCCGACAUUGGAUUGCACAAAUAGACCCCAGAUUACAUCUCCCGGAUAUCCUUCCCGAUACGAAAAUAAUAUCUUCAUAAAAUGGUACAUCGAUACACCUCGUGAUAAAAGGAUCCUGGUCACUUUCAAUUACUUCAGUCUGGACUCAGAUGAUUUCAUGUAUGCUACAGACGGAUUUGCUAAAAAAAAGUACACAGGCGAGAAUAUGCAAUAUCCUCCAUAUCUGGCGACGGGGCUCACUCUCCAGAUAGAGUUUGCUUCAUCUCCACGAGGUAGAAGGAAAGGUUUCAAUGUUUCAGUGGCCUGUCAUGAGCCACCAAGUAAGUAUGGCGGGUAG